UUUAUACGUAAGAUAAAUAAUUUUUCUAAUGGAACCUUUAUUGCCCAAGAUGCCUGCCGCCGUACCGCCAGCCGAAAAUGGCGCGCCGCGCAGCGAGCUUGAACAGCUCCAAUUACGUGCGGGCCAAGUUACUGAUGAGUCCUUGGAGUCGACGCGACGUAUGAUGCAGCUAUGCGAGGAGAGUCACGAGGUGGGCAUGAAAACCCUGGUCAUGCUGGAUGAACAGGGCGAGCAAUUGGAUAGAAUCGAGGAGGGAAUGGAUCAGAUCAACGCUGAUAUGCGUGAAGCGGAGAAAAAUUUGUCGGGAAUGGAGAAAUGUUGUGGCAUCUGCGUGCUUCCCUGCAACAAGGGUGCGUCGUUUAAAGAAGACGACGGUACAUGGAAGGGAAACGAUGACGGCAAAGUGGUGAACAACCAACCGCAGCGAGUGAUGGACGAGCGCAACGGAAUCGGCCCACAGGCUGGAUACAUUGGCAGGAUAACGAACGACGCUCGCGAGGACGAGAUGGAGGAGAACAUGGGCCAAGUGAACACGAUGAUCGGCAACCUGCGGAACAUGGCCAUCGACAUGGGCUCCGAGCUCGAGAACCAGAACCGGCAGAUCGAUCGCAUCAACCGCAAGGGUGAGAGUAACGAGACGCGCAUAGCCGUCGCGAACCAGCGAGCCAAUAAACUGCUAAAAUCUUAAACACUACGUCAGUAUGAACGUCUAGGUUUUACAGAAUGACGUUAAAACCUUCCCAUAUAUUAGCCUUCCUGUUAUUUAUAAAUGGCUCAUUGUAACCACAUAAAGCUAUUAAUAAAAUAUCAAAAACUGUAGAAUAUUGUAAUUUGUUGUGAAGCGUUUAUUAAAAAAAUCGCUUCUGUAACACACACGACACUUCCCUCUUUUGUAUUAUAUAUUUUUAAGCUUUCUCUUGUAUAUGUAUAUAUGUAAGUGGAGAUAAAUCUUAAAAUGCACUAUUUUUGCCAAUUUAUUUCGUAAGGCGCGAAAAUUCUUAUAUUUUCCGAUUCGUUUUUAACGUGUUUUCAUUUUAUGGACCAAUGACGAGUUUCUAACAGUACAAAUGAAGUAUAUUUUUAGUAUUUUCGACAUAUCAAUUCAAUUUCCUACUACAAUAGUCACGAUAAAACUUAAAUUAGCGUCAUUUUGUACAAUCCCUAGAAAGGUGCCGAACGUAAUGUAAUGGUUAAAUGUAUAUUCGAUUUAAAUACACACGAAUACAAUAAUGAGCAGAAUUGAAAAGAUUACAAUGAAUUUUAAGAAUAUAACGUUGUUACUAUAUUGUAGUCAUUCAAUACAAGUUUUAGUCAGAUUUAAAAAAAGCUAGUAGGAGCACGACUAUUUAAAUUAACUCUGUUUUACUAAUUAUACUCUGUAUGUGGAAAGCCGUGGCGGCAAAACGUAGGUCACAAUACGAUAUGUUUAUAUAAAAUGAUAUAAAUAUAUAUACCUAACAAGAUAUCGUUAUUUAAUUUUUCAUAAGUACAUUGUACAAUAAUUAGUUAAAAUGAAAAGGAGCCCUAGUCUAGUAUCCUUAUGUUAUCCCUUAGAUAGAAAUCGACUAUUUUCGCUUGAUAAAAGUAUUUGCACAAAAUUAUUUAAUGUGCCAAAAUAAAUUAUUGGUUCAUUCGCUAUACUAUGUAUUUACCCUGUUUAGUAGCUAGUGCUUUAUCAAUAAUUAUAUGUUCCUAAUUGUAUUGAAAUAUCGCUAUUUAUACUGAGUUUGUACUUCGCUGUUAAUCUAUAAAUUAUUUGAAAAUAAGCAAUUCGACUGUUACUUUAUGUCUUACGACUGUACUAUAUGAGAUUCAGUUAUUAGAUUAAGUAAUUUGUGCCUGAAAUGUGUAAUGUUAAAUUGAUUUACGCUUUCGUCUAGAUCAUUGAUUUUCGCUAGUUGCAUUAACCGAGCGUUUUUUAAUAUUAAUCCCUUGAUAAUUGUUAUUGUACUAUUUAUAAAAGAGCUUCCCCAAUGUUGAGAUGUUAUCACGUGGGAUCGUUGGAGGGGCUCUUUUACAGAUAACGAAUAGCGUAAUGUGAUUACAAAACAAUGCAAUAGUCUAUUUGAUAGUUGAGCAUUUAAAAACUUUAUUACUUAAAGUAUAUAUUAUGUAUUGUUGUAAGAGACGAAUAUGUACCGGCCUUAGUGUAAAGUUUAUAGAGACGUUAAUGGCAUUGGCUUGGCGUUGUUUACCGUUAACAUGGGGGAUUAUAGUACGUCCGCGAUCUAAAAUGAACCUUAUAUCAAUAGCUCACAGUUCAUUUCACUUCGUGGUAUACUACGCUCCCUUGCGUUGAUUAGAUUUAAGAAAAAAUUUCGAAAUUUCUCUGUCUCUCUCAAUCGUAUUAGUUUAAGAGUUAAAUUUAUCUUAUUCAAUAUUAUCGAAAAUAUUUUAACUGUAUCAUCUUUACAUAAUAAUUAGUCAUGUGUUUAAGUAAUGGAUUAUAUUCAAUAGAUGUGUAUAUUUACCGCCUGCGCAAAUAUAUUCGUUAAUAUUCAGCCUAAUAAUACCUACUGUAAUACAUAGAUAAAUUAUUUUCUUUAAGAGUUAGAGUAAUGUAUCGUUAGUGUACAAUGUUAAUUUCUAAUUAAAUUAUUGAUUUGUUAAAAUUAACUAA
Messenger RNA from Zerene cesonia (dogface butterfly), 2620 nucleotides. Its product is annotated as synaptosomal-associated protein 25. Gene Ontology annotation, cellular component: SNARE complex; plasma membrane. The record is from RefSeq and is a predicted model, not a curated record. The transcript is spliced from 8 exons. Gene Ontology annotation, biological process: exocytosis; synaptic vesicle fusion to presynaptic active zone membrane; synaptic vesicle priming. Gene Ontology annotation, molecular function: syntaxin binding; SNAP receptor activity. Lineage: Eukaryota; Metazoa; Arthropoda; Insecta; Lepidoptera; Pieridae. The coding region runs from base 29 to 688 and encodes 219 amino acids.